Messenger RNA from Gadus chalcogrammus (walleye pollock), 2947 nucleotides. RefSeq names its product zinc finger protein 431-like. The record is from RefSeq and is a predicted model, not a curated record. Gene Ontology annotation, cellular component: nucleus. Gene Ontology annotation, molecular function: RNA polymerase II cis-regulatory region sequence-specific DNA binding; DNA-binding transcription factor activity. Gene Ontology annotation, biological process: regulation of transcription by RNA polymerase II. The transcript has 3 exons. The coding region runs from base 440 to 2299 and encodes 619 amino acids. Lineage: Eukaryota; Metazoa; Chordata; Actinopteri; Gadiformes; Gadidae.
CCUAAAACAGAUUGCAGCCGGACCGUAGAUUACAGCGCUGUUCUUGCAUAUAUAUCGAUAGCAACAACUAAUUUCGGUGUGAUUUUUUGUCAAUACGCUGUCCUAUACUGUCCUCAACAUACUACACCCGUAAUAUAGUGCAAUUGUGUUGAUUAAGCCGAUUGCUGGAUUAAUCCGAUUGCAAAACUGAAUAUCCGGCGAAUAUCCAACCUGCUGCUAACUUUUACCCGCUGCCCAAGUUUAGCAGUCGGCCGCAGCUCCGCGCCCCAUACACCGCUGGACAACGGAGCUGCCUUUAAUAACACCAGCACGGUACACACAGCCCCGAGCCCCCGAUGCCUCGACGCCAACCAUAACUUCACUACAUAUAGUAAGUUUCACCGACGACUGCUUUCUCAACUUGGUCCAAUACAAAGCUGGACUUGCGGAACGUCUUGAAAUGGAGUCCGGAUCUGUACCAACACUCCUCGGCUCAGCGACAAAUCUCGGACAACAGCAGACCCCAGACACCAUUUCAAUCAAGGUUGAAGAGGAUAUUGGUGGAGGCAUGCCCGCUGUAGAAGACUGUGAUGCCUUUGGAGACCGUAGCACGCAGCGCGGCGCCACCUCGGAGAGUCUGGGUGUGGACGGCCCUGGCUCCUCCCACACUGCCAGUCACAGCGGGGAGCUGAAGAUCCUGAGCGUCUACGGAAAAGGGGAGGGCCCACUGGCGGUGGACGGCCAUGACACCCUCUUCACCGCGUCAGAAGUGGAGGCCCUGAACUCGCUGUCUGCGGACCACAGCGCGGCCAAGAGCCUGGAGCGCGGCGAGCGGCUGUUCCGCCUUGAGGAGCUGACUGGGCAUCAGGGCGGCCGCAAGGGCCGGCCCGGGGUCUUGUGUGGCAAGGUUUUUCCCAAUAAUGACAAUAUGAUCGUUCACAUGAGGACAAAACCCGACGAGAAGCCGUACGGGUGUGACCAAUGCACGAAGAGCUUCAUUGGGAAAGUACACUUGGAGAUCCACAUGAGGACUCACACCGGAGAGAAGCCCUACAAGUGUGACCAAUGCGCAAAGUGCUUCAGUCAAAGUGGACACCUGAAGAGCCACAUGAGGACUCACACCGGCGAGAAACCCUACAAGUGCGACCAAUGCAUGAAGCUCUUCAGUCUGAACUGUCACUUGAAGAGCCACAUGAGGACUCACACCGGGGAGAAGCCCUACAAGUGCGACCAAUGCAUGAAGCUCUUCAUAUCGAAAACGCACUUGAAGAGCCACAUGAGGACUCACACCGGGGAGAAGCCCUACAGGUGCGACCAAUGCAUGAAGCUCUUCAUAUCGAAAACGCACUUGAAGAGCCACAUGUGGACUCACACCGGGGAGAAGCCCUACAAGCCCUACAAGUGUGACCAUUGCGCAAAGCGCUUUAAACAAACAUACGCCCUUCAGAUCCACAUUAGGACUCACACCGGGGAGAAGCCCUACAAGUGUGACCAUUGCGCAAAGUGCUUCAGACAGACGAGCGAGCUUACGGGCCACAUGAGGACUCACACCGGGGAGAAGCCCUACAAGUGUGACCAUUGCGCAAAGGGCUUCGGACAUUCAAGCCAUCUUAAGAGCCACAUGAGGACUCACACCGUCGAAAUGCCCUACAAGUGUGACCAUUGCGCAAAGAGCUUCGGACAGACAAGCCAUCUUAAGAGCCACAUGAGGACUCACACCGGCGAAAUGCCCUACAAGUGUGACCAUUGCGCAAAGAGCUUCGGACAGCCAUGCCAUCUUAAGAGCCACAUGAGGACUCACACCGGCGAAAUGCCCUACAAGUGUGACCAUUGCGCAAAGAGCUUCGGACAUUCAAGCCAGCUUAAGAGGCACAUGUGGACUCACACCGGUGAGAUGCCCUACAAGUGUGACCAAUGCGAAAAGCGCUUCGUACAGACAAGCCAGCUUAAGAGCCACAUGUGGACUCACACCGGGAAGAAGCCCUACAAGUGUGACCAAUGCGCAAAGCGCUUCGAACAGACAAGCACCCUUCAGAUCCACAUGAGGACUCACACCGGGGAGAAGCCCUUCAAGUGUGACCAAUGCGCAAAGUGCUUCAGACAAAGAGGCAGCCUGAAUGUCCACAUGAGGACUCACACCGGGGAAAAGCCCUACAAGUGUGACCAAUGCACGGAGCGCUUCAUUUAUAAAGCCUGCCUGAAGAGCCACAUGAAGACUCACACCGGAGAGAAGCCCUACAGGUCUGAACAAAUGCACGAAGCUCUUCAGUCAGAAAACGCACCUGGAGGACCACAUGUGUUAUGUAUUUUAAGCAAAUAAGCUGCCACCACAUAGCAACUAGGAAGCAGGAUCGAACACACAAGCUGUAAUAUCUACCCCAGCUACAGAAGGCAGCAUCUUUAAGACAGACGCGGAAGCUGCAGCUAAGAGCUAGACCAAGCCCACUUCACAUAAGCCAGGCCUACUUGGUCCAAUUUCAGUGACCGGAGCCAGCGGCGGUCAGAGAAUCAUAGGCGCCCCGCAGAGAGACUCGGGCCUAAGCCCGGGGCUCGAAGUAGCUCACGGUAUUACUCUCUACUAGUGUUGGAUACAAUUCCCUCCCUUUUGCUUCAUAGUUACCAUACCGAAAUACUUAAACAAAUAAAGUGAGUUAAAAGCCACCCGUUUCGAACUACUUUCAACAAGAGCACGACAAUUGCCACAUGAGGACUCACUCCGGGGAGAAGCCCUACAUGGGUGACCAAUGCGCAAGGCGCUUCAGUCAUGGCUCCAAGCUGAAGAUCCACAUGAGGACUCACACCGGGGAGAAGCCCUGCAUGUGUCUACUACCGCCCAGUAGCUCGAACACCUGUGAUCAUGAAAUGCUUUGAAAGGCUGGUCUUUCACCACAUUAAAGAUGAACUGAACUGAAAUAAUCAACAUCGUCAACGUUUUAGUUAUGAAAAAAAUGACACUAAAAAAAUUGCA